AUGAAUCGAACAAUGAUCAUAGCUAUUCUUUUUUUUACAAUUUUAUGUAUAGAAUUGGGUCAAGGUCUUUUAUGUUAUCAACAUGAAUAUUGCUUAGGCCGAUGUCCUACAUUGGCAUCAAAUAUUGUUCAAUGUCAACCAGGUCAAAAUAAAUGUUGGAAAUUUACUUCACCACUUGGUACAAAGCGUGGUUGUGGUGAUGAUCGUUGUAAUAUACAAAUAGAUACAGGUAGUUUGGGUACUGCUAAUGUAUGUUGUUCAAAUGAUGUUUGUAACUCGGCGAUUCAAAUGAAAACAACAACAAUAUUUAUAAUAUUCAGCAACUUCAUUGCUUUUAUUUAUGCAUGGUACAUUUAG
Molecule: messenger RNA, 357 nt
Organism: Rotaria sp. Silwood2
Lineage: Eukaryota; Metazoa; Rotifera; Eurotatoria; Philodinida; Philodinidae
Source: the annotation of a GenBank genome assembly